GCUUCUUGAAAACAUGUCGCCCAUGAAGCUGUGUGUUCCAGGCGAAAGGCUUUGCAGCACAGAGGACUGUAUUCCUGGUACAGGCACGUAUCUGCGGCACGGCUACAUCUUCGCUUCACUAGCAGGAUACGUGCUGAGGAAGAAUGAGGGAGAGGAGUUGCCGGUGAUUUCAGUUGUUAGAGAGACAGAAGCGCAACUUUUGCCUGACGUCGGUGCGAUCGUCACCUGUAAGGUGACGAGUAUCAACCCAAGGUUUGCUAAAGUGCACAUCUUAUAUGUGGGUUCGACACCGCUAAAGGACAGGUUCAGAGGCACAAUCAGAAGAGAAGAUGUGAGAGCGACAGAGAAGGAUAAGGUGGAGACGUACAAAAGCUUCAGGCCCGGCGACAUUGUCCUUGCAAAAGUGAUCUCUUUGGGUGACGUGCAGUCGAAUUACCUGCUGACCACAGCGGAGAACGAGCUGGGGGUCGUCGUGGCUCACAGCGAGGCCGGCGCGCAGAUGGUGCCCGUCAGCUGGUGUGAGAUGCAGUGUCCUCGCACACACUCCAAAGAGUUUCGCAAAGUUGCACGGGUACAGCCGGAGUACCUGCAGGCCUGACCACGCCCCUGACC
This is a messenger RNA of Danio rerio (zebrafish), 612 nucleotides long. RefSeq names its product exosome component 1 (gene exosc1). Gene Ontology annotation, biological process: RNA processing. Gene Ontology annotation, cellular component: exosome (RNase complex); cytoplasm; nucleolus. The record is from RefSeq and is marked provisional. Gene Ontology annotation, molecular function: nucleic acid binding; RNA binding. NCBI's taxonomy places the organism in Eukaryota, Metazoa, Chordata, Actinopteri, Cypriniformes, Danionidae.